AUGUCCCCAACUGCGUUUAGUCGUAUAUUCGGCUCCACAGUGAAUACAGUAUUUCGACGUUUUUUAUUAUCAUUAAUUCGAGCAACAUUAAUCUAUAUAAUAGCAUUUUUAUUUGUUCAUUUACCAACAUUUUGGAAUUAUGUAAUGACAUUGGGAAAAGAUGAUAAUAAAGUAAAUAAACAAAAAAGAAUUCGAGCAAAAUUAACGGAAGAUUCCGAUCCGUCAUCACCUUAUAGAGCUGUGGAAGUUCUUAAGAAACUUCGUACACAACCUGAUGAUGAAGUUGAAACAUUAGCUGACAUUCCUGAUCUUUGUCUUAAGAGACAUGCGAACAAAGAAACAAUGGGUGUUAGACAAAUUAUUGAUGUUGAAGAUGAAGUACAACCGAAUUCAAAAGUUUUUAAAAAGUAUGUUUUGGGUGAAUAUCAAUUUACAACUUAUCGUGAAGCUUGUUCUCGAAUUGAUUCAAUUGGUCGUGGUUUAUUAUCAUUGGGUGCUAAACAAGGUGAUAGAAUAUUAAUUUAUGCUGAAACACGUCCAGAAUGGUUAUUAUCAGCAUUUGCUGCUUUUCGUCAUGGUUUCACACUUGUUACACUUUAUUCAACAUUAGGAGAAGAAGCUGUUAAACACGCUCUCAAAGAAUCACAAGUUAAAAUUAUUAUUACUUCUCAAGAAUUAUCUUUAAAACUUGAUAAAGCGUUAGAACAAGCUGAGAAAGUUCGUCAUAUAAUUUAUUUUCCUGCUAUGGCUAAACCAGAAUCAGUUAAAAUUCCACAAGAUAAAACUAAUAUUGAAUUUAUUCCACUAAGUAAAUUAGAAGAACAAGGAAAAAAUGCCGAAAUUGAUGAAACAACAUUAAAUCUCCGACCUGGAAAAGAAGAUAUUGCAGUUAUUAUGUAUACAAGUGGAAGUACUGGAACACCAAAAGGUGUAUUAAUAAAACAUGAAAAUAUCAUUGCUGCAAUGACUGGUCAAAAAGAACGUGUUUUUCCAAUGGUUGAUCUCAAAAAUGAUGUUUAUAUUGCUUAUCUACCAUUAGCACAUAUUCUUGAACUUUGUUGCGAGAUUUUAGUAUUUUUUAUGGGUAUUAAAUGUGGUUAUUCAUCUCCACAAACAUUAACUGAUCAAUCUACAGCCAUAAAACGUGGUCAGAAAGGUGAUUUACAAGUACUUCGUCCACACUUAAUGACUUGUGUUCCAACCAUUCUUGAUCGUGUUCAUAAAGCAGUUAAUGAAAAAAUUAAUCAAUCAAAUUUUAUUACACGUCAAUUAUUUCAUUUAUCAUAUAAAAUCAAAGUUAAACGUUUAGAACUUGGUCUUGCAAGUCCACAUCUUGAUAAAUUAAUAUUUUCUCGUUUUAAUCAAAUGGUUCUUGGUGGUCGUGUUAAAACAAUGUUAUGUGGUGGAGCUGUUUUAAGUGAAGAUACUCAACGUUUUGUUCAAGCUGCACUUUGUGUUACACUUUUUCAAGGUUAUGGUCUCACAGAAACAUGUGCAGCUGGAACUAUUGCCGAUCAAUAUGAUGUUACAGUUGGUCGAGCAGGAUAUCCACUUGUUUCAUGUGAAAUUCGUUUAGUUGAUUGGGAUGAAGGUCAUUAUAAAAAUACGGAUAAACCAAAUCCACGCGGAGAAAUUCUUAUUGGAGGAAAAUGUGUUGCUGAUGGAUAUUUUGGUGAAGCAGCAAAAAAAGAAAAUGAAAAUUUUAAACAAAUUGGUGAUACAAGAUAUUUUUGUACAGGUGAUAUUGGAGAAAUAUUUACUGAUGGAACACUUAAAAUAAUUGAUCGAAAAAAAGAUUUAAUUAAAUUACGUGGUGGAGAAUAUGUUUCAUUAACAAAAGUUGAAAUGGCUAUUAGUAAAGUACCGAUUAUUGAAAAUAGUUGUUUAUGUGCAUCAGCUUCAUCCGAAUAUACUGUCGCUCUUAUUUGUCCAAAUACAAAAAAUAUGUCCAGUUUUUCUGAAAAACAUUUUGGUGAAAAAGAUUGGCAAAAAUUAGUUGAAGAGGAUGAAUUUAUUGAAUUAGUUCUUAAAGAAGUUCAAGAUGCGUGUAAAAAAGGUGGAAUUGAAAGAUUUGAAACUCCUCAACGUAUUAAAAUAGUAACUGAAGCAUGGACACCGGAAACUGGUCUUGUUACUGAUGCAUUAAAAUUAAAACGAAAAGCGAUUGAACAAAAAUAUAAAGAUGAUAUUGAAGAUCUUUAUGAAGAGAAAAAACCAAAACAAAAUUCCGAUAAAAAAAGAAUAUUAAAUAUUAAAAAACAAGAAAUAAAAGAUGAAAAUAAAUCUUUAAAUAAUCGAAUAACAACAUCAAAUGAAAAUCCAACUGAUGUUUCAAAAGAUAUUAUUUCAAAUGAUAAUAACAAAAAAAAAGAUUUAUAA
This is a messenger RNA of Adineta steineri, 2379 nucleotides long. NCBI's taxonomy places the organism in Eukaryota, Metazoa, Rotifera, Eurotatoria, Adinetida, Adinetidae. The record is from the annotation of a GenBank genome assembly.